AUGUCAUCUACUGGCUCUCUGAAUCGCGUUGAUUUCCAACGAUCUGGCGCAAAGCGACAGGAAUGGCUCAGCGACCCUAGAGCUCAACGUUGCCCUCUAACUAUCUCAACUCUUAAACUUGAUGACCUCCAACAAUCCUGGCGAAUCGACCGUGAACAAAUUUCCCUCCCAAGAGAAUACCAUCCCCGAGUCUCUCGAGUUAGAAUUCCCCUAGAAGCCAAUUUUUAUAGAACCGAAGCCGUACCACGCAAUGUCUAUGCCGAGUGGACUGGAAUCAUUGGACCAGGUAUGAUCAUUAUUGAGUCGAUUGGACGGUCAAAUAACACAGUGACUCCCCUUCCAUAUGCAUCCGAACUAACCAAAGCUGCCUACGAAGAGUACUUUGAUCCCCAGGGUCUGAAGUACGUUUUCGUGGAUAACAUUGUUAACGAGGAGACGAAUAGUUUCAUGUGGACAUUCAUCUACCCCGAGUGGACAAAAGGUCUGCGUGACGCCCCGCCUAAGUCUUUUGCAUAUAAUACAGCUGACUACCAGGCGCUUCUUGGUACUAGAAUUGGUAAGGUUGUUGUGUAUUUUCUGUUGAAUACCUUUGCUAGAGGCACUCGGCGCAUUACGAAGAUUGUUAGCUGGGUCGAGAACUACACCCUUCAGUUGCGGUUUGAUAUUGAACAAUUUAUAUAG
Penicillium verhagenii is the source of this 681-nucleotide messenger RNA. RefSeq lists its product as uncharacterized. NCBI's taxonomy places the organism in Eukaryota, Fungi, Ascomycota, Eurotiomycetes, Eurotiales, Aspergillaceae. The record is from RefSeq and is a predicted model, not a curated record. The transcript has a single exon. Bases 1 to 681 code for a protein of 226 amino acids.